CCGGGCACUUAGGGCAGGAUGAACGCUGCUUUCCAAGAUGGCGACGGAGGGAGGAGGGAAGGAGAUGAACGAGAUUAAGACCCAAUUCACCACCCGGGAAGGUCUGUACAAGCUGCUGCCGCACUCGGAGUACAGCCGGCCCAACCGGGUGCCCUUCAACUCGCAGGGAUCCAACCCUGUCCGCGUCUCCUUCGUAAACCUCAACGACCAGUCUGGCAACGGCGACCGCCUCUGCUUCAAUGUGGGCCGGGAGCUCUACUUCUAUAUCUACAAGGGGGUCCGCAAGGCUGCUGACUUGAGUAAACCAAUAGAUAAAAGGAUAUACAAAGGAACACAGCCUACUUGUCAUGACUUCAACCACCUCACAGCCACAGCAGAAAGUGUCUCUCUCCUAGUGGGCUUUUCCGCAGGCCAAGUCCAGCUUAUAGACCCAAUCAAAAAAGAAACUAGCAAACUAUUUAAUGAGGAAAGACUAAUAGACAAGUCACGAGUAACCUGUGUCAAAUGGGUCCCCGGCUCGGAAAGCCUUUUCCUCGUAGCUCACGCAAGUGGGAACAUGUACUUGUAUAACGUGGAGCACACUUGUGGCACCACCGCCCCUCACUACCAGCUCCUGAAGCAGGGAGAGAGCUUCGCCGUGCACACCUGCAAGAGCAAGUCCACGAGGAACCCUCUCCUUAAGUGGACGGUGGGCGAGGGGGCCCUCAACGAGUUUGCUUUCUCCCCAGAUGGCAAGUUCUUAGCGUGCGUGAGCCAGGACGGGUUCCUGCGGGUAUUCAACUUUGACUCCGUGGAGCUGCACGGUACGAUGAAAAGCUACUUUGGGGGCUUGCUGUGUGUGUGCUGGAGCCCGGACGGCAAGUACAUUGUGACGGGUGGAGAGGACGACUUGGUGACAGUCUGGUCUUUUGUAGACUGCCGAGUAAUAGCUAGAGGCCAUGGGCACAAGUCCUGGGUCAGUGUUGUGGCCUUUGACCCCUAUACCACUAGUGUAGAAGAAAGUGACCCCAUGGAGUUUAGUGGCAGUGACGAGGACUUCCAAGACCUUCUCCAUUUUGGCAGAGAUCGAGCAAAUAGUACACAGUCCCGGCUGUCCAAACGGAACUCUACAGACAGCCGCCCCGUGAGUGUUACAUACCGCUUUGGUUCGGUGGGCCAGGACACACAGCUGUGCUUGUGGGACCUCACAGAAGACAUCCUUUUCCCUCACCAACCCCUCUCGCGAGCAAGGACACACACGAAUGUCAUGAAUGCCACAAGUCCUCCUGCUGGAAGCAAUGGGCACAGCGUCACCACGCCGGGAAACUCCAUGCCCCCCCCUCUGCCGCGGUCCAACAGCCUUCCCCACUCAGCAGUCUCCAGUACUGGCAGCAAAAGCAGCGUCAUGGAUGGCGCCAUUGCCUCUGGGGUCAGCAAGUUUGCGACACUCUCACUACACGACCGGAAGGAGAGGCACCACGAGAAAGACCACAAGCGAAACCAUAGCAUGGGACACAUUUCUAGCAAGAGUAGUGACAAACUGAAUCUAGUUACUAAAACAAAAACGGACCCUGCUAAAACUCUGGGAACGCCGCUGUGUCCUCGAAUGGAAGACGUCCCUUUGUUAGAGCCACUGAUCUGUAAAAAGAUAGCGCACGAAAGACUGACGGUAUUGAUUUUCCUUGAAGACUGUAUAGUCACUGCUUGUCAGGAGGGAUUUGUUUGCACGUGGGGAAGGCCUGGGAAAGUGCCGGCAGAGCACUUCUGCAGGCAGGAGGACAGAGUGCAAGGUGCUCUCCAAGACCAGAACUAAGGUGCCCGGCAGCCGGAGAGAAGAGGGCCCUGCAGAGGGGCGGGCGGGCCCCUGCUUGGAUGUGCUGCCGAGUCCCGGCUCCCACAGACCUGGGAGGGGUGGGGCGGGCGGGGCAGCCACGCUGGCUCCUGACCGCGGACGUGUAAGGUACAGUCAGUGCCACGCCACCUCCAGUGACUGCCAGGAGAAACCAGGGGAACACCUUCACAAUUUUCUCACCGAACUUUGGGCUUCCUUGUUAGUUUUUCAGAGUUUUUCAGCUCAAAACUGAAUGUGGGUGAGAAUAUCUUUCUCUGACCUAAGCCUUGGAAUAAAUAAAACCCGCAGUUGGAAGAGGAGGCCGUUGUUCUUGGCCAGCACUGCUGGCGUUGCGUGCUGAGCCGCGUACCUGGAAGGCACAGACAGCAGUCAAGUGCAGUACCGCCCACCGGUCGUCCUGGGCUGUGGUGCUGGGGCCCCCGGCUUGCCCUGCCCCGGCUGGCCACCUUUAGACCUCCUGGUAGGUCCAGAGGCCAGCUCCACGUGGUCAUUUCCAGCAGGCAGGCCAGCCCUCCCUGAGAGGCUAAAGGAGGGGGUGUGUAAGAGGGAGCAGGCGGACACCUUAAAACUACUGGAGCGUUUGGGCCCUGGCGUUACGUGCGUGCGUGGUGGCACAGAGCCGAGCUUCGUGCUGCGUGAAUCUUCCAGCAGCUUGGAAGUGUUCUCCUUGGAGCCGAGGGCCUGGGAUUGAGGGGGAUGCGAAGCUGAGGAUGGUCUCAGACCUCCAAUACAAGGAGGGGCAAAGGCUCUGCCUUCUUCCAGCCCCACAGCAGGCAGCCCCUCCCCCACCCCACUCCCUUUUAAAAUAUUAGAUUUACCCUCAGUCCUGCCGCGCACCUGCACCUGAGUGCCAGGUCCCCCUUGCAGCUUGCCUGGGAGAGGUCGUCUUUGUGGAGCGAGCUCAGUGUGAGGACCAGGGAGAGCUGACAACCAUUUGUAAACACAAGCGCCACACUGCGUUCUCUGAGGAAGAACUGGAAGCAGAUUGCACCGUGGCUUCUCCAGGGAAGAAUGUGUCUUGUUCUGUGGGUGGAGGCUGGCUGAGGGGCCUCCCACACCAGUGAACACAGGGAAGCAAGUGGCCUCCGAGGGUCCAGUUACGCAGUGGCUGCGCCCAGUGUUGAGGUCAGCCCGCAGCAGCAAGACUGCACGCCUGUGGAGGCCUAAGGGGCGCCCUAAGACACUGUGGCCUGUCGGGUCACCCUGGGCCACGGCAGGGAACAGCCACAGGGCAGAGCUGGCCAGGCCUUUCCCUGUCCAGAGCCCCGCACCCAGGGCUGAUGGGGACCCCAGGUGACGACCCCAGACUGGUGAGAGUGAAGCCGUGUGACCACUGAAAGCCACAUGACUCACUGUCGCCUUUGGGACCGGGCUCGCGAGGAGCCGCGCCGGUGCCCCUGCUCACCCAUGCUGCGUCUGUUACAUCCGCCUCGGGUCCUAGUUAAAUUGUUGUCUCUCAAUUUAAAAGUGUAAAAGAGAAAUCCCCUGCAUAUCUUAAAUUUCUGUAUGCCAGAGCUCAUUGAAGACUGUUACAUUAGGUAAAAACACUGUAUGAAAUUGUAUGAAUAUUAACUUGCAGUGGAAAUCAAAAGAAAAAUCCACAUGUAUUUAUUUCCUUUUUAAAAUUUUCAUCUUAACUUGAAUAAAUUUCAUAAAGAGCCUUCCUAACAUGAAAUAUUGGUAAAUUUUUAACUCUUGCAAUAAUUAAUGAAGCUUUAAAAAUGUCAGUGUUGUUGCUUUAUAAAUUUAAGAUCAUGUUUCCGUUUGACUGCUUUGUCACUGUCACAGCUGAGUCACUACACACCUGGUAUUCUGACGUACUUUUUUGAGGAUGUCCUCUGUAUAUUGACAUUAAAUAAACAUGCGAAUGAAUUGUAAAUGUAGAUAAUUCUCAACAAUCAUUUUCACAUCUAAGCUUUAAAAAGUUUCAGUGAACCAAAAAGAAAAGCUUCUAAAUGCUGUAACGUUAAGGGCCUUGUACAUGUUUGUAGAACAAAAGCCACAGAAAUUGCUACCUCUUAGGGCUGAUUCUGAGUCUCCCAUCAGCAGCUCCCUAAUGGCCAUGAGUGUCCAGGGAUGUUGGCCGCAGCUGUGCUGAAUCGGUGGGGGCAGGACCCGAGUUGACCCUUCCCCUGGGGUGCGGGCACCGGCAGGCCUCUGUAGGAGCUCUUUUCCUGGGUGGGUGCUGCCUGAGGCUUGAGAUGGCUGUGGCGGCUGCCCUGGCCCAGACACCGGCCGAGCAGGCGGUGGGCGCGGGAGUGUCAUGUGCUGAGGACUGUGGUUCCUCCCUCUCCAGUGCCCGGGCCCCCAUCCCCGAGAGCUUCAAAGUCACAGGUGAUGACAGGGCCGCGCUGAGCUGCUCACGGUGCUCCCACGUGUCACUUCCUCCGCCCUGGCCACCUCCCCUUGGCCACUCUGCCUCCAAGCCCUCUCCAGGGGUGGGUUCCAGAAGCUCCCCUGUGGUCUGCAGCAAUCCCCCCCCCCCAUGCUGAAUUGUGUCCAGGUCGCCUGAGAUCCCUAGGUAGACAGCAAGGCGUUAAUUCUGCUUAGAGAAAAAACAUGUGGAUCUUAUAAAAAUAACGAGUGUGUACCUUCACAAAAGCAAGUAGCUCACCAUUCUUCCACGUACCACUGCCCAUGGAAAUACACGGUGGGGUCUGAAUUGGUGGGCCCCCCUCACCCCGAGCCACAGGCCUCUCUCCCCUCCUGUGUCUGAAUUCUUCCGGUGAGGACAGCCUGGACAGGGUCCUCCUGGAAGUGACUCGGGGUAGAAGGCUGUAGGAAGAGGCAGUGGGGUCCGUUCCUGGUGCCCCCAGCCGAGGGCUCACAUAGGAGUGUGCGCACUUCCCGUGCCCCCGGGCGCUGGGAACCUUCCCUCUGCUGUUUCCCCAGGGGCUGAAAAGGACAUCGCCAGGCUAGCGAAAGGGCAAGGCCAGCUGCCCAGCGGGAGCCAGGGUGGCAGCGCAGGGCAGGCGGCACAGCCGAGCUUGGGCCGCACCCCGUCUGCUUCCCACGCCUGGCCCCUUUGCGCCUCGGAGUGCAGCAGCAGCAGCUCUGGCCAGCUGCCCUUUGGCUCUUCCACUCCGGAUUCUGUGCAGCGAGAGUACUGGGGUGACCGCGCGUUGGCGGUUCAGGAAAGCGCAGCCAGGGCCAGUGUUCUUCAUACAGGGAGCACAAGGCACACAGCUUGCACCGGGAGGGCCUCGGGGCCGGCCAGCACCGAGCCUUCCCAUGGGAGCUUUGUCCAUCUGUCUGCAGGAGACCGUCCAGGGCGAGCUGGCAUGGUACUGCUUUACAGCCACGGGACCAGAGAGGCCCUCGAACAUCCCCAGGAUGGAGGGCGAUGAGGCGGCCUCCAGCGCCCGGCUGUCCCCAGAGGGUAUAUUCCCUCCACCCUGAGGGUGGGCCGGCAGACCAGGGGAGGGGAGCUGCUCACCACUAGAGCGGGUCCCCCCCACCCCCGACUUCAAGCCACCUCUGUGCCUUAGAUCCUUGCUGUCCACCACAGCGGUCACGAAUGACGUGUGCCAUGGAACCCCCAGGGUGGGGCCGGUCCGGGUCGCUGUCCAUGUCAGUUACUCAGCAAAGCUUUGCAGAGAGAGACCUUAGUAACUUUCCUAUUGCUUCUAUGUGGAACAUACUUGGUGGAGACAUUACAAUUAUUCCACCUUUGGAAAAGCUGUUCAGUGUGCAGCUUGCGUUCCCUCCCGGCCCCCGACAGCGGGGCCCCCUCCUCGGCGCCCAGGGCCUGCGGCCACCACCUGUGACGGAAAGGAGCGUCCCUCUCUGGCUGUCCCCAGGGUGGGUCGCAGGGAGAAGCAGAGCACCUCUCCUGCCCCUGUUGGGAACGGGAGGGGCUCCUCAUGUGGUAGAUCUGAGUCUGCUCUGGACAGUUGGAAAGGCAGGGCCUCCCAGGGGGCGUCCACCUUCAGGGCCCUGGCUGCCGGCGCUGCCUCCCCUCCCCUUCCCGGGCCUGUGACUUGCGGGAGUGCAGGUGCACAGACUCCAGGCCACAGAAGUCAGGAUGUGGUUUUGCCCGUCACGGGUCCCAGAGGAAAAAGAGCUCCUACAGAUCCCACCGGCAGCUGCCUGCUUCCUGGUCUUGGCCCCGGGUGAGAGUCCAGCUGCGAGGUAGGAAGCUGUGCAUAAGCCCCCAGGAGAAGCAGCCUGGCUGGAGGUCGAUUUCAGGUCCCGCCCCGCACGGCCCCGGGGCUCUGCGCCCGGGCCAGGCUCCGUGGUGGACGGUACACACACUCCGGUCGAAGCCCUCUCAGGACAGCCUACGUGCUGCACUUACAAUUGCACGAAGGCACAAACAGGACUGCUGCGACCCUGUGCCUCCCAGUGAGAAGUGCGCACAGUGUGACUGGGCUCCGGAAGGGGUUAAGCCUUAGGCUUGUCUAAGCUGGGGCCCUGAGGGGACAGGUCCCACCUGUUGUGACAACACACACAGCCGUCUGAAUCGUCCUGGCCCCACACUCUCUCCCCACAUCCAGCCUCAGGGACUCCCCGUGCCCCGGCCUGGACCCUGUGCACCGGAGAGCUACAGCCAGAGGCUGCCACCUUCACGUGGCCACACAGAAAGCAAGAAGCCCCAGGAAGAAAAUGCCUUUUAAAAAGCCACUGGACGCUGUCCUUGGCAGGGCAGCCCUGGCUCCGAGGGGCGGGGUGCGCUGUCCACACCCUGGGCCAGUGAAGUUCCAGAGAACCCAGGCUGCCCCCAACACCAAGGCCAGCCCCGCCUUUUCUCCUGCAUGGUGCUGAGGCCCGCCGAGCUGGGAGCGCCCCGCGGCGAUGCCUCUGGGGAGCAGCCUGUGGACGCCUGCGAGUCUGCAGGAGACGGGUGAGCUGUGGCAGGGCUGCCCAGUGUCUUGCUG
Molecule: messenger RNA, 6708 nt
Organism: Lepus europaeus (European hare)
Lineage: Eukaryota; Metazoa; Chordata; Mammalia; Lagomorpha; Leporidae
Gene: WDR20
Product: WD repeat domain 20
Exons: 4
Coding region: 38-1792 (584 amino acids)
Molecular function (GO): protein binding
Source: RefSeq, a predicted model, not a curated record